Molecule: messenger RNA, 570 nt
Organism: Aspergillus ibericus CBS 121593
Lineage: Eukaryota; Fungi; Ascomycota; Eurotiomycetes; Eurotiales; Aspergillaceae
Product: heat shock factor-binding 1 family protein
Exons: 3
Coding region: 74-391 (105 amino acids)
Molecular function (GO): transcription corepressor activity
Source: RefSeq, a predicted model, not a curated record
CCAUACAACCAAACCACCAUUCUCACACCGACUAUAUCCCGCCAGAACAAAGAAAAAGAGAUAAAAGAGAAGAAUGUCCACCGAACCCUCCCCCCCGCUCACCACCACCGAAACCGUCCCUCCCCCGACAACUUCAACUCAGACCACCGACCCCCAAGGCCAAUUCUCCGCCGCAGUAGACGAUCUUCUCGACCAACUACAACAUAAAUUCGAUGGCGUGUCGAGGGAGAUGUUUGGGAAGUUGGACGAUAUGGCGAGACGGUUGGAUGAGCUAGAGGCUUCGUUUACGGUCGUGGAUGGGACGACGGGGAGUACGACUGCUACGGGGGGUGCGUCGGGGACGGGGUCGGGGAGUAAUGUGGGCACGACGACGGGGAGUCCGGAGAAGUGAGCUUUGUUAUUGUUGGGUUGGUUUUGUUGAUAUGGGGGUUUGAUUGGGUUGGAGUUAGGGGUUAUGUUUCUUGUAGAUAGAUGUGCUGUGUUGUUUGAUUUGAGGUGUAGGUGAUACCCUUUACUAUACUUUUCACUGCUUACAGUACUAUAUUGCACUGCUGCUCAUCAAUGGAUACU